Lacerta agilis (Sand lizard) is the source of this 3213-nucleotide messenger RNA. It is a transcript of the gene SLC17A5, whose product is annotated as solute carrier family 17 member 5. Bases 484 to 1932 code for a protein of 482 amino acids. NCBI's taxonomy places the organism in Eukaryota, Metazoa, Chordata, Lepidosauria, Squamata, Lacertidae. The transcript is spliced from 11 exons. Gene Ontology annotation, biological process: transmembrane transport; monoatomic anion transport. The record is from RefSeq and is a predicted model, not a curated record. Gene Ontology annotation, molecular function: transmembrane transporter activity.
UUAAGUAAGAAAUCGAAUGGCAAUGACUGAAAUUCAGAAUUUGGCAUUUAGUGUUUACAUGGCAGUGGGGUUAGAGAGAGGCUAUUGACUGAAAGCAGUGUGAUGUGACGUGAAUGGCAAAAGGCGGGUUGCUGAGCAAAGCAGAGCUGCAGAACAGGAUAUUCCACAUCUACCAGCAGAGGUGGAUCUGGAAGAAAGCCAGAAGUGGUUUGUGAAAGCAACAAUACCUUAGUGGUCUUGCAGAAAGGCAGAAGAAUAAGGAUGUUAUUAACACCAAUGAAGGCUCCUUUGCUGUUUAAUGUUGGGCACUAGAAUAGCAAGAUAAUAAACUUGCACAUGCCACGUCUACUGUGCCUCAUUUGCAGUAAUAAGUAGCUAUUCAGAGCAACUUCCUCAAACUAAAAAUGUUGCAGGAGCUUUCCGUUCAGAUCAUGGGAGCAUUACGAUGAUCCAGCACAACAGUAACUAGGAAAUUAGAGGGAAAUGUCUUCGAAAACAAGGUUGGUUGUGAAAGAAGUAGCUCCUGGGGAUGUUAAUGCGCCAAUAUGCUGCUCUGCUCGCCUCAGCUUAGCGAUCUGGGCCUUCUUGGGAUUCUUUAUCUUAUAUGCACUUCGUGUCAAUUUAAGUGUUGCCCUAGUGGACAUGGUAGAAUCAAAUGCAAGCUUGACCAGAAAUACUUCUUCAAAUGUGUGCAAAGAACAUUCUUCUACCCCAGUUGUUCCUCGUAACACUACGGGGAAAAAGUAUGCAUGGGAUGCAAAUACUCAAGGCUGGAUCCUUGGUUCCUUCUUCUAUGGUUACAUCAUUACACAGGUUCCUGGUGGAUAUCUUGCCCGCCAAUUUGGCGGAAAGAAGCUGUUGGGGUUUGGCAUCCUGGGCACUGCCAUUUUCACCUUGUUCACACCUUUGGCAGCCGAUUUAGGAGUCGGGUACCUCAUAGCUGUCAGAGCUUUGGAAGGCCUGGGUGAGGGUGUCACCUUUCCUGCCAUGCAUGCCAUGUGGUCCUGUUGGGCUCCUCCACUGGAACGCAGUAAACUUCUUAGUAUUUCAUAUGCAGGUGCACAGCUAGGAACUGUUGUGUCUCUUCCGUUGUCUGGCUUGAUCUGUUUUUAUAUGAAUUGGAUUUAUGUGUUCUACAUAUUUGGUGCCCUGGGUGUGCUGUGGUUCAUCUUCUGGAUGUUGAUAGUUAGUGAUACACCAGAAACACACAAGAGAAUUUCCCAUGCAGAAAAGGAAUACAUUCUCUCCUCCCUUACAGAUCAGCUUUCUACUCAGAAAUCCAUCCCUUGGGGAGCCAUACUGACGUCGCUUCCACUCUGGGCUAUCGUCGUAGCACACUUUUCUUAUAACUGGACUUUCUACACACUCCUUACCCUAUUGCCUACUUACAUGAAGGAAAUUCUGAGGUUUGAUGUGCAGGAGAAUGGAUUUUUAUCUGCACUGCCUUAUUUUGGCUGCUGGAUUUGUAUCAUUCUGUCUGGUCAAUUUGCUGAUUAUUUGCGGGAAAAGCAAAACAUGCCCACCGUUUGUGUUCGCAGAACAUUUACUCUGAUAGGAAUGAUUGGACCUGCGGUUUUCCUUGUAGCAGCUGGAUUCAUAGGCUGCGAUUAUGAAAUGGCUGUUGCAUUUGUAACCAUAUCCACAACACUAGGGGGUUUUUCUACAUCAGGAUACAGCAUCAACCACCUCGAUAUUGCACCAUCAUAUGCUGGCAUCCUCCUUGGAAUUACAAAUUCAUUUGGCACUAUCCCAGGAAUGGUGGGACCACUUGUUGCUAAAGGCCUAACUCAUAGUAAUACUGUGGGAGAAUGGCAGACUGUCUUCUAUAUCGCCGCUGCCAUUAACUUAUUUGGAGCCAUCUUCUUUGCAAUAUUCAGCAGCGGAGAAGUUCAAGACUGGGCACUCAAUGGCUACCACUUGCAUAGGAACUGAAGGAACCCUGGGGUUAAACAACGCCACACAUUGCAAUCAUGUGACCUGGAACGCCUUUCACAUGACGUCUGCAAAGCCUAUUGCGACCCUUUCUUGUUGCAGCUGGAAAAUAUUUCACAUUUCAAUAUGCUGAUUCUGUAAGGAGAAUGUGGGAUCCAGUCUUACACAAUCGAUUGGUGUCAGAUACCUGUGACACAUUCUAAUCAAUGUAUCAACUUUUUAAAAAUGUGCCUGAAUUAAAUAUUAGUUGAAGGGGGUGUAACACAGAAAAAGAUGAGAUUUUGUUGGUUAAGGUAAUUUUAGGUAAGUGCUGUUAGAAUUAUUGCUGGUUUUAGCUGUAUUUAUUUAUAUUGUAUGAUUAAUCCAAAAAUUAAUGGAAAUUAAAAACAGGGAAUUACUCUUAAAGUAUGUAUUUGUCAGCAUGUGUCCACUGUGACAGGAAUGGGGAACCUCUAGCUUUCCAGAUGUGGCUGGACUACAACUCCCAUCCUCCCUCACCUUUGGCCGGGGCUGAUGGGACCUGGAGUCCAACAACAUUUGGAGGGCCUACCACUCUGCUCAGGCCUUGCUUUUGAACUUCCCAUAGUCAUCAGGUUGGCCACUGUUGAGAACAGGAUGCUGGGCCUAGAUGGGAAGUAGGCCAAAUCCAGCAGGCUCUUCCUUUCUUCCCUGUGCUAUGUGGUUUCACCAGACCUGUGAAGCACAAACACUGCUAAAUCAUGGAGGAAAAUAAGCCCAAAGUCUUUUACUACAUGGAGAAAUUCAGCAAUGAUGUUGAUUUGAAGGAAUGGUUUUUCUUUCCCCUCCUUUCCCCCCCCCUCACUGUCCUAAUACUCAUUUUGAGCAACAAACCACAAUUAUCCAGGCAGAAUAAGACCAAGUGGCAGCAGGAUCAUACUAAAAGUUGGUGGCAAAAUAUGUACCAAUGCAAUCCUGUGCAUAUAUAGUUAGAAGUCCCCCUGGGGCUUCAGUGGGACAUUCCCAGGUAAGUGAGUACAAGAUUGCAGCCGAAUUGACUAUUAGGUUUCUGAAUGAAUAAACCUGAAGGUUAAACUAACAGUGUGUCUGCGUAGGCUCUCUUCAGGGAUUGGGUGUGCCCAUGUAACUGCUUCAGAAUCCGACAGCCCUCAGCUAGUCGUUGACCUCUGUCAGUUCACAUUGCAGAUAAGGCCUGUGUCAGCUUAUUUUGUCACAUUGAGAUGUAGAAUACUAGUAAGGGGUUGGCCCACGUUGCAUUGCACCUUCUUUUCCAGAGGAUAUCUCCAUAACUUCAUAUUUGAU